This is a messenger RNA of Silurus meridionalis, 3836 nucleotides long. It is a transcript of the gene polr2b, whose product is annotated as RNA polymerase II subunit B. The coding region runs from base 137 to 3661 and encodes 1174 amino acids. Gene Ontology annotation, biological process: DNA-templated transcription. The transcript is spliced from 25 exons. The record is from RefSeq and is a predicted model, not a curated record. Gene Ontology annotation, molecular function: DNA binding; DNA-directed RNA polymerase activity; ribonucleoside binding. NCBI's taxonomy places the organism in Eukaryota, Metazoa, Chordata, Actinopteri, Siluriformes, Siluridae. Gene Ontology annotation, cellular component: RNA polymerase II, core complex.
AGCAUGCGAAUUCCGGAAAUGACGUUUAAUUUACGCGCCACUCACGCAGGCGGGUUUUAAGCGCCGAGACGCGGCUGCAGAUUUCACUCUUCUUAUUUAUUUUUGUUAUUAGAAAGAAUUACAGCACCGAAACGCGAUGUACGACCAAGAUGAAGAUAUCCAGUAUGACGAGGAUGAUGAUGAGAUCACUCCUGAUCUGUGGCAGGAAGCCUGCUGGAUUGUUAUCAGUUCCUACUUCGAUGAGAAAGGUUUGGUGCGGCAGCAGCUGGACUCGUUCGACGAGUUCAUACAGAUGUCCGUGCAGAGGAUUGUGGAGGACGCGCCGCCCAUCGACCUGCAGGCUGAGGCCCAGCACACCUCCGGAGAGGUGGAGGAACCGCCUCGGUUCCUGCUGAAGUUCGAGCAGAUCUACCUGUCCAAGCCGACGCACUGGGAACGAGACGGCGCUCCGUCACCCAUGAUGCCCAACGAAGCACGACUCCGCAACCUCACGUACUCGGCUCCUCUGUAUGUGGACAUCACCAAGACCAUCAUAAAGGAGGGAGAGGAGCAGCAGCAGACGCAGCACCAGAAAACCUUCAUCGGAAAAAUUCCCAUCAUGCUGAGAUCCACCUACUGCCUGCUGAGUGGUCUGACAGACCGUGACCUUUGUGAGCUGAACGAGUGUCCCCUGGACCCGGGCGGAUAUUUCAUCAUCAAUGGCUCAGAGAAGGUGCUGAUCGCUCAGGAGAAAAUGGCCACGAAUACAGUGUACGUGUUCGCCAAGAAAGACUCUAAAUACGCCUACACAGCUGAGUGCAGGUCCUGUCUGGAGAACUCCUCCAGACCAACCAGCACCAUCUGGGUCAGCAUGAUGGCCAGAGGAGGGCAGGGCGUGAAGAAGAGCGCAAUCGGUCAGAGGAUCGUCUCCACCUUGCCGUACAUCAGACAGGAAGUUCCCAUCAUCAUCGUUUUCCGAGCGCUGGGCUUCGUGUCCGACCGAGACAUCCUGGAACACAUCAUCUACGACUUCGACGAUCCCGAGAUGAUGGAAAUGGUGAAGCCGUCUCUGGACGAGGCGUUCGUGAUCCAGGAGCAGAACGUGGCCCUGAACUUCAUCGGCUCCAGAGGGGCCAAACCGGGAGUCACAAAAGAGAGGAGAAUCAAAUACGCCAAGGAGGUCCUACAGAAGGAGGUGCUCCCGCACGUCGGCGUGUCCGACUUCUGUGAAACCAAGAAAGCGUACUUUUUGGGUUAUAUGGUGCACAGGCUUCUGCUGGCGGCUCUGGGCAGAAGAGAACUGGACGACAGGGAUCAUUAUGGCAACAAGAGGCUGGAUCUGGCCGGGCCCCUCCUGGCGUUCCUCUUCCGAGGGAUGUUCAAGAACCUGCUGAAGGAGAUCAGGAUCUACGCUCAGAAGUUCAUAGACAGAGGGAAAGACUUCAACCUCGAGCUGGCCAUCAAAACGCGCAUCAUCUCCGACGGUCUAAAGUAUUCUCUGGCCACGGGUAACUGGGGCGACGUCAAAAAAGCCCAUCAGGCUCGGGCCGGGGUGUCUCAGGUGUUAAACAGACUAACAUUCGCCUCAACGCUUUCUCACCUUCGCCGCGUGAACUCGCCCAUCGGCCGAGACGGCAAACUGGCAAAGCCGAGGCAGCUCCAUAACACCUUGUGGGGUAUGGUGUGUCCCGCCGAGACGCCCGAGGGCCAUGCUGUAGGUCUGGUCAAGAACUUGGCCCUGAUGGCAUACAUCUCGGUGGGUUCGCAACCGUCACCCAUCCUGGAGUUUUUGGAAGAGUGGAGCAUGGAGAAUUUAGAGGAGAUCUCACCCGCUGCUAUUGCCGACGCUACCAAGAUCUUCGUAAACGGCUGCUGGGUGGGAAUCCACAAGGACCCCGAGCAGCUGAUGAACACUCUGAGGAAGCUCAGAAGGCAGAUGGACAUCAUUGUGUCUGAGGUGUCGAUGAUCCGCGAUAUCCGAGAGCGCGAGAUCCGGAUUUACACGGACGCCGGGCGGAUCUGUCGUCCGCUGCUCAUCGUGGAGAAACAGAAGCUGCUGCUGAAGAGGCGCCACAUCGAUCAACUCAAAGAGCGAGAAUACAACAACUACAGCUGGCAGGACUUAGUGGCGAGUGGUGUAGUCGAGUACAUCGAUACUCUGGAGGAGGAGACCGUGAUGUUGGCUAUGACUCCAGAUGAUCUCCAGGAGAAGGGUGUGGCCUACUGCUCCACCUACACGCACUGUGAGAUCCAUCCAUCCAUGAUCCUAGGAGUUUGUGCGUCCAUCAUUCCUUUCCCCGAUCACAAUCAGUCUCCUAGGAACACCUACCAGUCUGCUAUGGGGAAGCAGGCUAUGGGUGUGUACAUCACCAAUUUCCACGUGCGUAUGGACACCCUGGCUCACGUCCUGUAUUACCCGCAGAAGCCUCUGGUCACUACACGCUCUAUGGAGUACCUGCGCUUCAGAGAGCUGCCAGCAGGCAUCAAUUCCAUUGUGGCCAUUGCAUCAUACACGGGUUACAAUCAGGAGGACUCGGUCAUCAUGAACCGUUCUGCCGUGGACCGAGGAUUCUUCAGGUCAGUGUUCUAUCGCUCUUAUAAAGAGCAGGAGUCGAAGAAGGGCUUCGAUCAGGAGGAGAUUUUCGAGAAACCGAAGCGUGAAGAGUGUCAGGGAAUGCGUCACGCCAUCUACGACAAGCUGGACGACGACGGCCUGAUAGCGCCGGGCGUGCGCGUGUCCGGCGAGGACGUGAUCAUCGGCAAAACGGUCACUUUACCCGAAAACGACGACGAGCUCGACAGCACGAACCGACGCUACACGAAGAGGGACUGCAGCACGUUUCUGCGCACCAGCGAGACCGGCAUCGUCGACCAGGUCAUGGUCACGCUCAACCAGGAGGGCUACAAGUUCUGCAAGAUCCGGGUGCGCUCCGUCCGAAUCCCUCAGAUCGGAGACAAGUUCGCCAGUCGACAUGGACAGAAGGGAACCUGCGGUAUCCAGUACAGGCAGGAGGACAUGCCCUUCACAUGCGAAGGAAUAACGCCAGACAUCAUCAUCAACCCCCACGCUAUCCCGUCCAGAAUGACAGUCGGUCACUUGAUCGAGUGUCUUCAGGGGAAGGUUUCUGCGAAUAAAGGGGAGAUCGGUGACGCCACGCCGUUCAACGACGCUGUGAAUGUGCAGAAAGUGUCUAACCUGCUGUCUGAAUAUGGCUACCACCUACGAGGAAACGAGGUGCUGUAUAACGGUUUUACGGGUCGUAAGCUGACCUCCCAGAUCUUUCUGGGCCCUACUUAUUAUCAGCGGCUUAAGCACAUGGUGGAUGAUAAGAUCCACUCGAGGGCACGAGGUCCCGUCCAGAUCCUCAACAGGCAGCCUAUGGAGGGCAGAUCACGUGAUGGAGGCUUGCGUUUCGGAGAGAUGGAACGAGAUUGUCAGAUUGCUCACGGUGCAGCCCAGUUCCUGAGGGAGCGGCUGUUCGAGGCGUCCGAUCCCUACCAGGUGCACGUGUGCAACCUGUGCGGCCUCAUGGCCAUCGCCAACACGCGCACGCACACGUACGAGUGCCGGGGCUGCCGCAACAAGACCCAGAUCUCGCUGGUGCGUCUGCCGUACGCCUGCAAGCUUCUCUUCCAGGAGCUCAUGUCUAUGAGCAUCGCCCCACGCAUGAUGACCACCUGAACCCCGCACUGCUGAACCAUGGGAAACGGGACGAGCACCGGCGUUUUCCCUCGUCACAACCGCACACACUCUACCGGCUUUCCUAAAGUAUCUCUGAUGGUCAUUUUGGUGUCCAGUAUCGUAUUUUUAUUUUUUUGUAAAAUGUAGGAGGAAAUAAAGCUUUGAUUGUUUUGUG